CUUAUUACGGCGGCGGCGGGGGGCUCUGCCCACUGCCUCUCGGCGCCGCUCGCUCCUCCGCGGCGGGGGGUGGGGGGUCCUCGCCGCACCAUGGGCAGCCAGGGCUCCAAGGCGGCCAAGGCGGAGGGCAGCGACCCGCCGGGAGGGCACGCAGCCGUCGCCGAGCCCUCCAAAGCCAACGGGCAGGAGAACGGCCACGUGCGGCUCAACGGGGACAUGACGCCCAAAGCGGGAGCUGACCCCGCGCCCCUCAACGGCACCGGCUCCGCCGAACCUCCCCGGGAGGAUGGCACGGGCGGGGCGGGCGGUGAGGACGCCAUCGAGCCGGCCCCCCCCGCGGACGGCGGGGAGGCGAAGCCCGAAGGCGCCGCGGCCCCCAAAGACACCCCCAAGAAGAAGAAGAAGUUCUCCUUCAAGAAAUCCUUCAAGCUGAGCGGGAUCUCCUUUCGGAAGAACAAGAAAGACAACGGGGACUCCGCCGCGUCCUCCCCCACGGAGGAGCAGAGCAAAGCGGAGCCCAAAGCCGAGGAGAACCCCGCGAGCGGGACCGGCCCCCAGGAGGAGCGGGGCGGCGAGGGGCAGAGCGGGGCCGAGCCCAAAGGGGAGGACGGAGCGCACAGCGCGGAGGAGGAGAAGCCGCCCGCGGAGAGCCAGGGGGACGCGGCCGAUGCCCAGCAGCCCCCCGAGCCCACGGGGGCUGAGCCCGCGGCGGCGGAGCAGCAGCAGCAGGAGGAGGAGAAGGAGUAGAGCCCCGCGGUGCCGCGCUCCUAGGACUGGUCCCUUCACCCCUCUCACCCCGCGCACACGGACUCCGCCGUUCCCACGCACCUCCCCGUCCGACGCGGAACUGACAGCGCUCCCCCCCCGCCGCUAGGACCUCCUCCCUGCCCCCCCCGGCGCGCAGCUCUGGGUCCCCACGUCACCGCCGCCCGGAGCCGCUGCCCGCGCCCACCGCCACCCGCGGCCAGAACUGGAAUUUACCGAUUGUGGGAGCCCGGAGCCCCGCACCGCUCCGAUCCUUCCUCUCCGUUUACAUCCCCGGGUCUGACUUCAUUUAAAGUAUCUCGCGCUUUUUAUAGAAACCAAGCGGUUUGAGAGCUAAUCUGGUUAGGUUUGGGGGUUUUAUUGUUUCUUUCUUUUUUUUUUUUUUUCUAUGAAGUCUUUACUUUUGGCUUAAAAAACCCUAACGCUUGUAAGUCCGCUGUUUAAUUCUGCUUCUAUAGGGAACUCCUGGGGUCGGGGUGGAGGGGGGGCCCUGCCGGCUGUAUAAUGUGAAGCAACGCUGUUUCCUCUGUAAAUAAUUUUUUUAAUGGCCAAAACACUUGAUCUGCGAUUUUCUAACUUCGGGAGGAAGGAAGGAAAAAGAAAACCACACCAAGCUGUAUGGGUUCUGCUGUAACAUGGGAAAGGAAUAAACGGUGAUCCCUUCA
This is a messenger RNA of Numida meleagris (helmeted guineafowl), 1430 nucleotides long. RefSeq names its product MARCKS like 1 (gene MARCKSL1). Lineage: Eukaryota; Metazoa; Chordata; Aves; Galliformes; Numididae. The coding region runs from base 91 to 747 and encodes 218 amino acids. The record is from RefSeq and is a predicted model, not a curated record. Gene Ontology annotation, molecular function: actin filament binding; calmodulin binding. Gene Ontology annotation, cellular component: cytoplasm; plasma membrane. The transcript has 2 exons. Gene Ontology annotation, biological process: central nervous system development; actin filament organization.